Molecule: messenger RNA, 1484 nt
Organism: Branchiostoma belcheri (Belcher's lancelet)
Lineage: Eukaryota; Metazoa; Chordata; Leptocardii; Amphioxiformes; Branchiostomatidae
Product: tumor necrosis factor receptor superfamily member 6B-like
Exons: 4
Coding region: 124-1236 (370 amino acids)
Molecular function (GO): protein binding
Source: RefSeq, a predicted model, not a curated record
AGGCAAUAAUAGCCGAGAACAACGUUGCUUUGCAAUUGGUUGCUUACGGCGAUAGACAAUGGGUUUUCCCCAAAGCAGAGUGUAUUUAUAACAGGCGCACAGUUUUGGGCGGCACAGUUCCGUAUGGACCGCCGUUUGCGUGUGUCUCCUCAAUCCUAUGUGAUCAUGAGUACAAGGAAACGACUGGCCACUGUCAAGACGUUUGAACACGACCCACGCACCACCAUGCUUGUGAUCCUGAUAUUGCUGGUCGACAUCGUGUCAGCUACUACACCUGCUACACCAGACAUCGAGUGUAGGGGUCACAGUCGAAAGUACAAAACGCAUGACCGGGACGGGAACCCUGUCUGCGUGCCGUGCUCCCCUUGUUCUCCCGGGUACGGGGUCCUGAGACCGUGUACAGAGUACCAGGACACGGUGUGUGAGGCCUGCGAGCCGGGGAAGACCUUCUCCGGAACGGAGAGUCCCUGGCGGAGGUGCGAAUCGUGCGUCCAAUGUGCUGCCCACGAACUGAGGAGACGAGAGUGCACCCCCACCAGGAAUGGACGAUGCAGUUCCUGUGAAACAGGUUGGUUCCACAACGACAUAACGGGAGAUUGUGAUGUCUGCUCCUGGUGUUACCCCGAGUACCCCGCCAUCACCGACUUUGUGAGCGGGUGUAACGUGACAGGAGUGCCGCCGGGAUUCCACUGUGCUCCGAUCCUGGACGCGCCCUACCCUCCUCCACUCAGGGAUUUUCAUGGAACAACGGAGACUAGUCAUCGGACAGAGCCCCUAGAACACCAUCAUCUUAUUGAGUACGUGGGAGAAGAAGACCACUCGCUUGGAGACGAUAGAGAACGAGACAUGUCCACACACUGUACACCGACUAAAACGUCUCCGUUCUCCGAAGACGUCCCCACCGAGUACCUCACGGAUUCGGUGCGCAUCUUCACGGAAGAAGCGUCCAACAGACGACUAUCUAGUCAGUCAGGCCAAGAUCUUCAAAACACACGUCCUGUAAGGUUGUCUCCUGGCGCUGUCGUUGGUAUUGCUGUAGCAAUGGUCGUAACCUGCAGUAUCUUAAUAGCUGUCCUUUUUAUCAAGGGUAGGGCAAGAGACUAUCUUCGAGAAGGAAAUGAAGGUUUGUAUCAGUCUGUAGAGUUGAAGUUGUCUGAGAGACCUACAGACAAAACGCCUUUGGUAGAAAAUCAUGGAGAGGUGGCCUUUCAAGACACCGUGUCAACUAUUAUUUGACUGUUGGUAUUAAACGUCGAUCGAUAUUAAAAUGUACCUACAGAACAGAAUGACAACGGAAAUGAAAAGGUACAGAAAAAAUCCAGUGUGGAUUCAGAUAAAUCCACGACAAUGUAAGGCUCUUUAUUAGAUAAUAUAGCUUCAACUUUACAUGUAUGUAUUCCAUGUUGGACGGUGAAAUAUACACAUAAGCAUAAAAAAGUUUACGCUCGUACAAAUACAUACUCUGAGACAGCUUCUAUCAUAAU